GAGGGGAGCUUUCGGUGACCGAGGAAGCGCUUUCCCGCGCCGAGAGCCGGACGGGAGGACCCGAGAAGGGUCUGGGCGUGUCGAGGGGCCGGGGCGCCGGGAACGUGGCGUUCACCCGCGUCCCCGAGGUGCUGGUGCUCAGCGAGCCGCGGAGGGGAGGAGCAGUCCCCGGGCUGAGCCAGGCCCGGGGCCAAGUGCGUCCAGGGCGGAGGGUGACGGGAAGCCACCGGUGCCCGAGGAGUCACUUUUGGGGCGCUUGUUUCGGAGCGUUGCACAAACCCGAGCGCCAACCCCGAGAGCUCACCGGCGUGAGUCAGCGGGACCCGCGGCCGCAGGAGAGGGGGAGGUGGGCGAGGAGGGCGCCGCGCACCCCGAGGCCCGCGCGGACGGCGGCGGGAAGGGCCCAGGGGCGACUUGGGACACCCCUAGCGGCAGCCCCCUCCCCAGCCCGACAGGUGAGCGCGGGCGGGCCUCGGGGCGGAGCCUGCCGUCCUCCCCGGCCUCCCUCGGCGCCGGCGCCGCUGCCCAGGAAAGGUGAAGACCAAGAGGGCAGAGACCUUGACUUUUUGUUCACCCCCACAUCCCAACAUAGUCUCCGUGAAGAUGCGGGUUCGAUCCCUGGCCUUGCUCAGUGGGUUAAGGAUCUGGAGUUGCCGCAAGCUUCAUAUUAUAUCUGGGUGCUGGCACCCAGCCACUCCUCUGCCAAUGAAGUACAUCUUGGUCACUGGUGGGGUCAUCUCGGGCAUCGGUAAAGGGAUCAUCGCCAGCAGCAUUGGGACGAUUCUAAAAUCAUGUGGACUCCGAGUUACUGCCAUCAAAAUCGACCCCUAUAUAAACAUCGAUGCAGGCACUUUUUCGCCUUAUGAGCACGGUGAAGUGUUUGUCUUAAACGAUGGUGGAGAAGUUGAUUUAGACCUGGGAAAUUAUGAAAGGUUCUUGGAUAUUAAUCUUUAUAAAGACAACAACAUCACUACGGGGAAGAUAUAUCAACACGUGAUCAAUAAAGAGAGGCGUGGCGAUUACCUGGGAAAAACAGUACAAGUUGUCCCUCACAUUACUGAUGCUGUCCAGGAGUGGGUUAUGAAUCAAGCCACGGUGCCUGUGGAUGGUCAUAAGGAAGAGCCCCAGAUAUGCGUUAUUGAGCUGGGUGGCACCAUCGGAGACAUCGAAGGAAUGCCCUUUGUGGAAGCGUUCAGACAAUUCCAGUUUAAAGCGAAAAGGGAAAAUUUCUGUAAUAUCCAUGUUAGCCUUGUCCCCCAGCCCAGUGCUACCGGAGAACAGAAGACCAAACCUACACAGAACAGUGUCCGUGCGCUGAGGGGGUUAGGCCUGUCUCCCGACCUGAUUGUCUGCCGAAGCUCAACGCCCAUCGAAAUGGCUGUGAAGGAAAAGAUUUCCAUGUUUUGUCACGUGAAGCCCGAACAGGUCAUAUGUAUCCACGAUGUUUCUUCCACCUACCGAGUGCCUGUGCUUUUGGAGGAACAAGGCAUCGUUAAAUAUUUUAAAGAGAGAUUGGAUCUGCCCAUUGGGGAUUCUGCAAGUAAUUUGCUUUUCAAGUGGAGAAAUAUGGCUGACAGGUAUGAAAGGUUACAGAAAACGUGUUCCAUAGCCCUGGUUGGCAAGUACACCAAGCUCAGGGACUGCUACGCCUCCGUGUUCAAAGCCCUGGAACACUCAGCUUUGGCCAUCAACCACAAGUUGAAUCUGAUGUACAUAGACUCCAUCGAUCUGGAGCAGACCACCGAAACUGAGGACCCUGUGAAAUUCCACGAAGCUUGGCAGAAGCUCUGCAAAGCUGAUGGUGUUCUUGUGCCAGGAGGCUUCGGAAUCAGAGGAACCUUGGGAAAACUCCAGGCGAUUUCUUGGGCAAGGGCAAGGAAGAUUCCUUUUCUGGGAGUGUGCCUCGGGAUGCAACUGGCAGUGAUCGAGUUUGCGAGAAACUGUCUCAACUUGAAAGAUGCUGAUUCUACAGAAUUUGAGCCAAAUGCCCGUGUUCCUGUGGUGAUUGACAUGCCGGAACACAACCCUGGCAAUUUGGGAGGAACGAUGAGGCUGGGAAUAAGAAGAACGGUUUUCAAAACUGAAAAUUCAAUAUUAAGGAAACUUUACGGGGACGUUCCUUUCAUAGAAGAAAGACACAGACAUCGCUAUGAGGUGAAUCCUAGCCUGAUCAACCAACUUGAGCAGAAUGACUUAAGUUUUGUAGGUCAGGAUGUCGAUGGGGAGAGGAUGGAAAUCAUUGAACUAGCAAAUCACCCGUAUUUUGUCGGAGUCCAGUUCCAUCCUGAGUUUUCCUCUAGGCCUAUGAAGCCUUCCCCUCCAUACCUGGGGCUCUUACUUGCGGCAACUGGGAAUCUGAAUGCCUACCUGCUGCGGGGCUGCAAACUGUCUUCCAGUGAUCGAUACAGCGACGCCAGUGAUGACAGUUUUUCAGAGCCCAGGAUAGCCGAGUUGGACAUCAGCUGAAACCGAUGCGUGACUUGGGAUCCCCGGCUUUGCCUGCGAGGUAACGGAAGCCAAGAUGAAGGAACUCUCUGAAGAAAUCACCCCCACUCUGAUAGAAUCACUCCGUUCUCCACCAAACAUGGGAUGUACAGCCUCGAGGGGAGUCGAAUCAUACGUACGUCCAUGAACCAGAAUUUCACGCUGGUUUUCCUUUUCUUCCAGAAGUGACUUUGGGGUCUCACAAAUUGCUUUAGCCGAUUAAACUUCUCCCAACAACCUCA
Sus scrofa (pig) is the source of this 2726-nucleotide messenger RNA. RefSeq names its product CTP synthase 2 (gene CTPS2). Gene Ontology annotation, biological process: CTP biosynthetic process; pyrimidine nucleobase biosynthetic process. The record is from RefSeq and is a predicted model, not a curated record. NCBI's taxonomy places the organism in Eukaryota, Metazoa, Chordata, Mammalia, Artiodactyla, Suidae. Gene Ontology annotation, cellular component: cytoophidium; cytoplasm. Gene Ontology annotation, molecular function: CTP synthase activity; identical protein binding.